AUGGUGAACAAGGAACCGCUUCUGGUAGCAAAACACCCCGAUACCCUUCCGCUAAAGAAACCGAAUCGACACCUUGACAGCUUUCAGAAGACAUCGCAGAGUGCAGCGUUCACGGAGGCGGCGGUCUCGAAAGGCGCUGCAAGGAGGGCAGAAGAUCACUCUGUGGGAUCUUUUGCGACAUCGCAAUCGAGAUCGUGGGCCAAUGGGGUGCCGGAAGGUGGACAUUACGCGGAGGCUAUGAAAACACUUAGAAGAAAUCGGGGGUUGAUUACUGCCGAAAUUGAAGGCCUGCUCGCGGAAGAAAUGGCGGCAGUGAAUCAUGUCCCUCAAGUGAAGGAGAGUAGUGAUGACGUUUCUAUAAUCUCGAAUACCCAUCGGGCUCGUGGGGAAAAUAAUGUGCGUAUAUCGCCUGAAAGCAGUGAAUUAUUUAAAAGUAUUGCUGAGGACCAGCUUGGACCUUCUAAGCGCCGAACGCCGGGCCUGGUUUCAAAGUCCGUCACUUCACCGGCCGCCUCUUCUUCUCAACCAAUCCACAGAGACGUCGUCCAGCCACCUACACAGCCACGAGCACAACGGUUUUCUAAACGUUCGGCAAGAUUGUCUGCAGGUCCUAGCCAUUAUAUCGCCCCGCACAAAGACUUGAAUACCCUUAUACAGAGAAAUAUGGAAAGGGAGAAUAAUCUACAGUACCAAAUGCAGAACCCAUCUGAGCAUGAAUUUGAGAAUGAGUUUUUGCACCUGAGCGUUGGUGAAGUGAAUGAUAUCCGCGAGUGGCUCCAACUUACCGGCUACUAUGAUGAGCAAUACCGCUUUAAAACUCUGCAGCGUCGUAGGCGUUUGGCUGCUUUGGAGCAAGAAAUGACCGACCUGAGGAAAGAGGACCAGGAUGAGCGUGUCGCAUUAUUAGCAAAGCACGAUGAUGCAGUUCGUCCUUUAGCGUACUCGAAGCAAACUGCCAUCGAGUCAAUGGCCCGGAAAUAUAGUGGAAAUGCGAGCCCUUACUUGAUGUCAGGUAACAAUGAAUCUGGGCCCCGCUCCAAUAAAGCCGUGGUGCACAACGAUAUGAACGACACCCCUUCAGAUUUGAAUUAUAAUCCGGGCCGUAAACCACUCAUGCAUCCAACUAGGGAGCAAAACUUGAAGCGUGGCUUGUCGCCUGUGCCGCUGGAGGAUCCAUGGAAAAAGUCUAGGUUGGAGAAUUGGGGACAAAGCAGCCAUACUGAAGGUGCGGUUUCAUUCAAACCAUAUGUUGAGUUCCACUUGAUCUAA
Messenger RNA from Ophidiomyces ophidiicola, 1269 nucleotides. RefSeq lists its product as uncharacterized. The coding region runs from base 1 to 1269 and encodes 422 amino acids. The record is from RefSeq and is a predicted model, not a curated record. NCBI's taxonomy places the organism in Eukaryota, Fungi, Ascomycota, Eurotiomycetes, Onygenales, Onygenaceae. The transcript has a single exon.